CUUAUUGUUAAAUAAGAUAUAAAUUUGAUCUUUCUUUGAAAAAAUAUUUCAAAAUUAAAUUUUUUUUUUCAAAUUAAGAUACUGCUUAUGUAUUCUUUAAAAAUUUGCUAGUGGAAGUUGUAAUACAAUCGAAUUUAUAAAGUUCUUUACAAUAUUCGUCCCCAUAUCUGUCUCCUGUUUUUCGAUGAUCGUUUUUAGCAUCCCACGAAGACGAAAACCAGUUUCACGUCCGGACACGAACAUUGGCGAAUCGAAGAAAGAACGAAUCGCUCAAUCGAUGAUCAUGCUUCUUUCAACGAUGUUUCUCCUGGAAAGAAUGCUGUGGACGUCUCGAUGCUUACUAAUUUUAUUGUUAAUAACGAUAGCGUCUUGUAUAGACGCAAUAAUGGAUGGUUUCCUGGAAAAUGGAACAACCACCAACGCAAUCUCGACGACCAUCUUGGCACCGAUGGUCACAACUACAUCUAAUUUAAAUAAAACUGAGAGGACGAUGGUUAAUUUGUCAAAUAUAAAAAGUAUGGACGAAGAAAAUAUUCAAGAUCCAUCCCACGCAUCCUCACCUUCGUCUGACACAAUUUGGGAGUGUCCAAAUAUUACAAAAGCGGGCGUCGAAUGUUCCUGUGACUUUCCACACACGUUAAGAUGUACCGGUGAUAGAACCGCUUUACAGAUUAUCAGUAAAAAGUUGAAAUUUAGUCGCCCAGGAACGAUUUCUUUAUUGGAUGUAACAAUAACAGGAAUUUCUCUAUUACCAUCUCGCUUUUUGGAAGAUGUUGCCUUGCAUGGGCUUGUCAUUUCUAGCGGAGAAUUGAAACGUAUCCAUGAAAAUGCUUUCGUUGGGCUUAUUACACCUCUUCAAGCUCUUGGACUUCCAAAUAAUCUAUUAGAUUCUGUACCUACUACAGCUUUAUCACAUUUGAUCGGUUUAGAAAGAUUGGAUCUGUCUCAGAAUAAACUGAAAAUGUUGGAAGCUGGCUCUUUUAAGGAUUUGUCAAAUCUAACAUAUUUAGAUUUGUGCGACAAUUUAUUAUCACAACUAUCGCCCCAAGCUUUUGCUGCAGUACCUUUAUUGCGUUCAUUAAGAAUGCGUGGAAAUCGUUUAAGCGUAUCAGCUCUAUCAGCAUUGAGAGGUCUUAAAAGUUUAGAAGAACUUGAUUUGUCUAAUAAUCUAUUAUUGGGUCCAAUGGGACCAAAUCUUCUUCCUCAAAUGCCACGAUUACGUUUCCUUACUGUUUCUGAAAACGAGUUAAUAAAUGUACAACAAGGAGCUCUUGUAGGUUUGAGAAACUUAACUUAUCUCAGCUUAAGUCAUAAUCAGAUUGAUGUGCUGGAAGAUCAUUCAUUCAAAUAUUUAUCAACUCUUAUUAGACUUGAUUUAGCAAAUAAUCGUAUUGUUGCGGUAUCCAGCGCUUCUUUGGCACAUUUGGAAAAAUUGACAACUCUUGAUUUGACGCAUAAUUUUUUACGAUCUCUGACUGCUGAUUUGGUAGUACCAUUAAAAAGUCUCCAAGAUCUUCGUCUCGAUGAUAACGAUAUUACAAUGGUAGCCAGCGACGUACCAACAUCGAAAUUACGACUCACAAGACUUUCUUUGGCAGAUAAUCCUUUGAAUUGUGAUUGCACGCUUUUAGAAUUUGCCAAUUGGUUGAGCAAUUCUAGCUUAAACGAAGAAGAUAAGUCUUCAGCAGUCUGUGCGACACCACCUGCUUUAGAAAAUGGUAUACUGACGCAAGUUUCUCCCGGUAAUCUUCUUUGUGGUGAGCCGACACCACCAAUCAUGACCAGAUUACCUUUGGCAGGAGCUCAAUUAACAUUGAAAGAAUUCCACUAUGAUAAAUCAACUGGUAUUAAUCUCCUGUGGCAUGUAGAACCGUGUACAGAACGAUAUACUUGUGAUACUUUAAUUGUCUAUGAAACUAUAGGUGAUACCGAGAAUGAGACAGAUUCUAGUUCUCUUCAUUGUGAUUCACGUAUAAUGAGAGAUCCCUGUUCACUUCCAGUUACCAUACCUGCUUCCUUACAUUUACAAUUAGGCCAUAAAUAUCGUUAUUGUGUAGUACUUCUAGUGCCAAAUAGUUAUGAUGAUGUCUCCUUAGGUUUGGGUUGUAGUGAUGUAAUAACUUUAGAAGAAUCUAAACGAGAAUUACAACAAGAUCAAGAAAUUGGGAGAAAUUUAGAGACUGUCUCUUCUUUAGAUACUAGAAUAACUGGAGUACAUGUAAAUGUCUCUGAUCAAGGUUUUUUGCAUGUCGAUGUUACCUUAUCAAUCUCGAAAAAAUCAAAUUUACCUGAAUGCGAACUAUCUGUGGUUGUUUUUGAUGCUGAAUCUGCAGUGCAUAAACAAAAGUUAAAUUGUAGCUUAACGUUUGUGACAUUAGCUGUAUUAUUGCCCGGUCGUUAUAAAGUUUGUGCAAGUCUUGACGAUGUUAAUGAAGAAGACGUUAUCACAAAUUUUAUAGAUAAUCGAGAUAGAUUACGUUGCGUUGAAGUACAAAAAUUCAAACAAAAUACAGAGUUAAUUGUUUUAACGAUAAUUGGAGCUAGCUGUGCUCUUUUAAUCAUAAUUGCGAUAAUUGGUAGAAGCGUUUUAAAAAGGCUGAGACAUCCUAGGAUACAAACUCAAUGUUUCCUACCAGCACAGGAAUUUGAAAUAACACAUAAAGCACAUUAUAUUAAAUUACUAGCUACAACAAAAGUUUAAAUCAUUUUCAAGUACAAUUCCAUAUUUCUGAUUCUUGUAAAUAAUUACAGCUUAUUAUUGUUAUGAAUAUUUAAAAAUGUGGGAAUCGAAUAAUUUAUUCGGUUAAAGAAUGUAUUUGAUCUUAUUUUAUAAGAUUAUUUCUAUGAGCUACUUUCUACUAGUCAUAAAAUUGAUAAUUCUAAAUAGAAUAAUAAAUAGUAGAUCAUAAAGAAAAAUUUUAAAAAUAAAUAAUAAUAUAAUUAAAUCAAA
Molecule: messenger RNA, 2950 nt
Organism: Apis laboriosa (Himalayan honeybee)
Lineage: Eukaryota; Metazoa; Arthropoda; Insecta; Hymenoptera; Apidae
Gene: Lrt
Product: toll-like receptor 6
Exons: 5
Coding region: 185-2701 (838 amino acids)
Molecular function (GO): protein binding
Source: RefSeq, a predicted model, not a curated record